UAUUUAGUCGUUCAAACUUCAAAGUUGUGUAUUUCUGCUCUGUAGCUGGUCUAGGGUUAGACUGUCGUAAGAAACAUAAGUUGCGUCACAAUAAAUAUCUUUGAAAGUCGAAAUACUUGAUGGAAAUCCUAAAAUUGCUAAGAAAUUUUUAAGAUAUUUCUAACAAGUGAAGUCGAUCGUUGUUAUGGUGUUUUGAAUUCAAGACGAACCGCUGAAGGAAAAGGAAUACAUGUUUCCAUUGAAAAUGCAGCUUAUACUAAUGACAUAGAGAUGGCAACAAGAAAUAAUGGGGCGACGAAAAAAAACGGCGAAGUUUACAACGACGGUUUUGUUCGUGGGACCACAAUUUCCUUCCAUGAUUUAAAAUACACUGUUGAAUUAAAGGUGAAACGAGAGAAAAUUAAAAAAGAAAUUGUCAAAGGGAUUAGUGGAAUAUUCUUUCCUGGUAUGAACGCCAUCCUUGGUCCGACUGGAUGUGGAAAAACAACAACCUUAGACAUGCUCGCAGAUCGUAAAGAUACGACUCUCGUGACUGGUGAUAUAAUGGUGAAUGGCGCGAAAAAACCAUCCAACUUCCGAAGAAUGACGGGAUAUGUUGUGCAACAUGAUGUGCUUAUGCCUUUGCUCACUGUCAGAGAAAAUAUCUACUUUUCUGCUUCUCUACGUCUGCCGUCUACAAUGACAUCUGAUGAAAAAGCUCAUGAAGUUGAUAAACUCGUUGAAGAACUGGGUCUGAGUAAAGUUGCUAACUCAAAGGUUGGUAAUGAGAUUGUUCGAGGAAUAUCAGGGGGGGAGAAGAGACGCACAAGUAUUGGAAUGGAGCUAAUUACAUCUCCUAAUGUUUUAUUUCUGGAUGAACCAACAACAGGUCUUGAUGCAUCAACUGCAUCGAGUGUUAUGCAACUGUUAUACAAUCUCAGUCGAAAGGGAAACACCAUAAUUUUCUCCAUUCAUCAACCAAGAUAUGCGAUUUUCAAGUUGUUUGAUUACGUUUGUCUCCUUGGCGACGGUCAUAUGAUCUAUAAUGGACCAGCCCAUAAUGCUUUGCAACACUUUGAAGAAAUUGGUUACGAGUGUGAACCACACAAUAACCCCCCUGACUUUUUCUUGGAUGUCAUUAACAUGGUGAGAGAUCAGAGCUCGCUAUCAGACGAAGAAAUGGCUGAAAAAGAUGUGGAAAAGGGCACUACUACAGUUCUUGAUCUGGCCAAAAAGUUCCAAGAAUCGUCAAUUGGUAAAAAUAUAAACACCCGUGUCUCAGAAAUUUACAAGAACAUGAAAGCAAACAUGUCUUCAGAAGACGAUAUUAACAAGGAUUUUUCAGAUAUGAACCGCUACGCUACAGGAUGGCUAAAACAGCUUGGUGUUGUUGGACAAAGGUCUGUACGUUCACUCACCCGCAAUCCAAUAACUACAAUAGUCCAGUUUUUUGUGAUGUCUGCAAUGGGUUUAAUUGUUGGAGGUCUGUAUUUUCAAAUUGAAAAGGAUGAUAAAGGAAUUCAAAAUAGAGUUGGUGCUUUUUUCUUUAUCAUUAUGAACAUGGUCUAUUCCAAUCUGGAUUCUAUUGAAUUGCUUAUUCGUGAGAAACCGAUAUUUGUACAUGAGAGCGCUAGCGGUUAUUACAGAGUUUCCGUUUAUUUUUUGGCUAAAAUAUUCGGCGAGUUUCUUCCUUACAGAGCAUUAUCUGGAUUUUUGUUUGGUUUAAUUGCAUAUUGGAUGGCAGGGUUUGACAAUGAUGCUGGAAAGUUUUUCAUCUUUUCUCUCACUCUUAUUCAAGUUACUGUCUGUGGUUGUAGCUUUGCGUUCCUAUUCAGUGCAACUUUUGGUAUUUUCGCCGUUGCCAAUUUAAUGGCGGCCGUUCUUUAUACUAUAAUGUUGGUGUUUGGUGGACUUUUGAUCAAUCAACAGUCGUUUGGUGAUUGGAUUGCGUGGAUGAGAUAUUUGAGUAUAUUCAAGUACGGACUUGAGAUUUUAGAAAUUAAUGAGCUUGAUGGUAUGCAGUUCGAAUGUCCUAAAGAUAGGAAUACUACUUGUUUCAAUACCGGUUCUGAAUUUUUGGAUUCUCAGGGUAUUGAUACAGGUAUGCUUUGGUGGAAUCAGUUCAUUUUGUUUGCCAUGACAUUCGUCUGUUGCGUUUUGACGUAUAUGCAACUACGCAGAGUAAAGAAAGAAAAAUAGAUAGGAUAAGUAUAUUUUUAUAGUGUAUAUUUUUUAUUCGGUACCUUUUAAAUAUAUAAUGGUUUAUAAAUAAAUUUGUCAACGUGUAAUCAAACGUGAAA
Messenger RNA from Xenia sp. Carnegie-2017, 2279 nucleotides. RefSeq names its product broad substrate specificity ATP-binding cassette transporter ABCG2-like. The coding region runs from base 271 to 2178 and encodes 635 amino acids. Gene Ontology annotation, cellular component: plasma membrane. Gene Ontology annotation, molecular function: ATP hydrolysis activity; ATP binding; ABC-type transporter activity. The record is from RefSeq and is a predicted model, not a curated record. The transcript is spliced from 17 exons. NCBI's taxonomy places the organism in Eukaryota, Metazoa, Cnidaria, Anthozoa, Malacalcyonacea, Xeniidae.